Lathyrus oleraceus (garden pea) is the source of this 2179-nucleotide messenger RNA. RefSeq lists its product as uncharacterized. NCBI's taxonomy places the organism in Eukaryota, Viridiplantae, Streptophyta, Magnoliopsida, Fabales, Fabaceae. Bases 477 to 1985 code for a protein of 502 amino acids. The record is from RefSeq and is a predicted model, not a curated record. The transcript has 14 exons.
GAAUAGAAAAUAAAAACACAGCUGGCUCAGCUGUUUUGUUCUGCUUUUCACCUUAACUUCACUUCAUACAAAAUAAUCCAUUUUCCCUUUCUUUCUUUUGUUGAAUUCAAUUCUUCUACCUGUCAAUCUCUCUGUACUGAAAAAGAAUCACAUAAUAACAAACAACAUUAACCUUCUUCUUUUCAUUUCAUUCUCUCUCUGCAACAACCACACUUCUCAGCUUCGCUGCUUAUCUUUAUUUCCAGAGAGACCCACCUUUUCAUUUCGGAAUUGGAUAUUGAUAGCUUUUAGUUUCUGUUGAGCUUCUUAAAUAUAUGUCUUGUUUUUGAAUUGGGGUUUUAUAAGAAGCUUUGAGUUGUGAAGAUGGUGGAGAUUGGAGAAUUUUGAGUUUUUGCUUUUCAGAGAGUUAGUUGUUCAGUGGAAUUGUAAGCUCAUCUCAUGACGCGACGUUGCUAUGAGAUACAUGUAGAAGCAAGAUGAUUGAGCAAUUCAUCAAUUUCGUUAUUAGGCCGCCGAGGGCGGACUAUAACCCGGAUCAGUAUCUGUGGGAAAAGGAAUUCUCCCUCGCUGGUAGAACGUACCAAAGGCAGGAUUUGGAGCUCAAGAAUGCCAGAGGCUAUACCUUGAAGUGUAGUCAUUAUCUCCCUUCUCCGUUUCCUGAAGAUACUUCUCUUCCUUGUGUUGUAUAUUGCCAUGGAAACAGUGGAUGUAGGGCAGAUGCGAAUGAAGCUGCUGUAAUUCUUCUUCCAUCAAAUAUUACUGUUUUUACCCUUGACUUCUCAGGGUCUGGUUUAUCUGAUGGAGACUAUGUUAGCCUUGGUUGGCAUGAAAAAGAUGAUCUGAAGAUUGUGGUGUCGUAUUUGAGGAGCAACAAGCAAAUAUCCCGUAUAGGUUUAUGGGGGCGAUCAAUGGGCGCAGUUACUAGCCUUCUUUAUGGAGCUGAAGACCCUUCAAUUGCUGGAAUGGUAUUGGAUAGCGCCUUUUCUAACUUAUAUAAUCUCAUGAUGGAGCUCGUGGAUGUUUAUAAAAUUCGACUUCCAAAGUUCACUGUAAAAAUGGCUGUACAAUACAUGCGCCGGGUUAUUGAGAAGAAGGCAAAGUUUGAUAUUAUGAAACUGAACUGUGUUCUGGUUGCACCGAAGACAUUCAUUCCUGUUUUAUUUGGACAUGCAAGUGAUGACAAAUUCAUUCAGCCACACCACUCUGAUCUCAUCUCUGAGUCGUACGCGGGUGAUAAAAAUAUCAUAAAAUUUGAUGGUGACCACAACUCCUCUCGACCACAAUUCUUUUACGAUUCAGUUUCCAUUUUCUUCUACAAUGUCCUCCGCCCUCCUCAAGUUUCCAUUGCUGAAAAGCUCGAGAAAUAUUAUGAUUUGGGUGAUUUGAAACUCGGUUCCGGUGUGGAUGAGAGCGUAUUAUACGAGAUUCUCUCUAGUCUGCGGUCUGCAACUACUGAUGCUGCAAGUUCAUCUUCUGCAUUUCCAACAAUAUCUGCAACAAAAUCAGUUACGGAACUUCUUUCAGAAGCAGCUCCACUGGCUGAUGCAGAGCCUUUGUUUGAAGAUGACACUACAGAUAAAAAUGAUGGAAUUGGCCACGAUGAAGCCGCAAAUGUGCAGGGUAAGCUAAAUGGGCAGAUUGAAGAUUGUUGCUCAUAUACAAGCUCAACUAGAGAAAGCUGGGGAAGAUGUUCUUCUUUAGGAGGCAGUGAUCAAGAAUCUUUUCCAGAUUUAAGUGCUGAUGAUAAACACUCUCAGAAUACGGUGAAGGUGUUUGCGACACCUUUACGAAACAUGAAAGAGAAGUCAUCUGAUCCAAAAGAAGAUGAAAAGACGCACAAGAAGAAUAAAAAGAAGAAGAAUAAAAGCGAAACGGUUGGGAAGAAACCGAAGAGUGACAGAUUUGAGAAGCUGGAGGCUCUCAGUAGACGCCUGCGGCUUUGCCUUCUAAAGGGGUCAAUCCAUCGAAGAAACAAGUCAACUUGACCUCUUUUGUAUCAUAUCAUAAUCAUCAAAUGGUAGAUCUAAUUGUUAACAAUAUCAAAUUUGUGUGUAGGUUGUGGCUAGUGUAGUAGUAGAUUUUAGUUUUAUUUUAGGAAUUGACGAAUAUUGGUUUCUGGUUGGCUUUGUUUUCACUGCUAUGAUUGUUGACUAUGAAUGUGACUGACUCAUUUUAGGAA